Molecule: messenger RNA, 8751 nt
Organism: Macrobrachium nipponense
Lineage: Eukaryota; Metazoa; Arthropoda; Malacostraca; Decapoda; Palaemonidae
Gene: Slmap
Product: sarcolemmal membrane-associated protein-like
Molecular function (GO): protein binding
Source: RefSeq, a predicted model, not a curated record
UCUUUUUGGCAGUUCGGGGGUGACGGUGCGACGUCGUCUGUCGCCAGGGAACGCGAAAUAACGGCGGUAAUGACAUCAAGGAUAUUGACAUUAUCAGCUGGUCGACACCUAUAAUACUACUACUGGUUUCGCCUCCUCUGUUUUCGUAAUGCUGGGGAUUUUCGGUGGUUGGGCACAGCGGGUAUUCAUUGGACUCGAGAUGUUCGGUUCCUCCUGCGACUAAUACACGAUGUAGAAUGAUAAAGGAAGUCUUUUGCAACUGGUCUUUCUUUAGGCCAGAUGAAAAUGGAUUUGCGAGUGAUUGUGCGAAGUGUUACUGCUGAGAAAUGUCUGUAAUUAGUGAAACAAUUACUACUGUAAUCAGUGACAUGACCCUGUGAAUGAUCAUUCUGUAGAGAAUUGGUAAAAUCUCACUAUGACUACCAUCUGUAGUUUGCGUCUGUCACGUCAUCUUUCAAUUCCUGUUAGACAGAUGAUGCAUACUCAGAACUGAUUGGGUCCAAGGGGGAAGUUAUUAGUCGGCCUGUGUGUUUUAGGUUUGAUGGUGAACAUUGUUGGUGGUCGUACUUUGGUCCCCCCCACGGUGGGUGGCCCCCCUAUUACGGAAUCCAAGAUGACGGCACGAGCCAUCCUCCAGUGUCGACCAAAUUCUCACCCAUUUCCCGAAAGAACGCUGACACUUGACCAACCAGUAAAAAUUGGACGGUCUGUGGCUCGUGCCAGACCAUCAACGAGUAACGCCAUUUUUGAUUGCAAAGUUUUGUCUAGGAACCAUGCUCUCCUGUGGUAUGAAAAUGGCAAGUUUUACUUGCAAGACACGAAGAGCAGCAAUGGCACCUUUGUCAAUAAUCAAAGGCUUAGUAAAGGUUCAGAAGAAUCUGCACCGAGGGAAGUGUGCUCGGGGGAUAUUGUACAGUUUGGAGUGGAUGUUAUGGAGAACUCUAGGAAAGUAACUCAUGGAUGUAUAGUUGCUACUUUGAAGUUGUAUAUGCCUGAUGGACAGGAAGCUAAAGCAAGCCCUUCAACAGUAGUUGGCGGGGCAGUCUCUAGCGUGUCCGCUCAAGAACUGUAUCAGUUACGAACGUACCUUCAAGAAGCGCAGCACCGUGAACAGCAGAUCGAAACCAAAUUAGCUGCCUUACAGCGCCUGGUUGCAUCAACUCAGGAAGCAGCUACUCAUAGUUGGAAUGCUAUGAUAGAUGAAGACAGACUACUCCAGCGCUUAGAGACGCUAGAAGCUCAGCUUUCUACUUAUGCUAAGAAUUACCCCGAAGAUAGUGUACGAGAAGAGAUGCGCCGUUUGUUGGACGAGAAGUGUCAGUACGAAACGACUGCCAAAGAAUCUCUACGAAGAGUUUUACAGGAAAAAUUAGAUGCUGUUACAAAAUUAGCAGAUUUAGAACGGACAUUGAGUACAUCAGAAGAUGAAUUGAGUCACCUUAAAAAUGUUUGUGAGACAUCACAACAGGAGCUCAAUGAAAUGCUGGAAAAGCAGGCUGCUCAAAAUGAACAGGUGGCUCAGUUGACAGAAAAGCUAAAGGCAGCGGAAGACCAGUUAAAGGACACGGAGGAAAACUACGAGCAAGAGAAAAAGGAGCUUACAAGUAAGCUUACAGAAAAGUCAAGUGAAGAAAAUAAACUCAUGGCUAGAAUAGAGAGUUUAACUGCAGAAAUUGACUUCACUAAAGAGCAAUUAAGUGCCAUGAAAGCCAAAUAUGAAAACAUCAAGAAUGGGGAAAUUAGUGGCUUGAUAAAGCCGUUAAAAGACUCCACAAGCUUAGACUCAUUGAGUAUAGAAUCUUCAGAGGUCAAACAGGCGUUGGAAACGACGCAGAGGGAAAUUUACACGCUUAAAGAUCGCCUUCAGGCUGCUGAGGAUGAACUAAGGCAGGCCGAGGCAAAUGUAUCUCAGCUGAAACAUGAAGCUGAACUGGCCGACACCGCAGAGGCAGGAUGCUUGAGCACGCGCGCCCGCCUCCAGGAGGAACUGUCAGAAAAUAAAGCAAGGACUGCAGUAAGUAUGGCUUUGACUGAACACCUCCAAGAUCAGAUAGCAACACUAGAGAAUCGCUUGCAAGAAUACCAAAUUAUGUCCGAAACCCCCAAGAUUUAUGAAGACCUUGAUGACGACAACACUCCAACGUUAGUGAGAAGAAAAAAGGAUGUAAAGAAAAAUAAAGAUAAACUAAAUGAAGAUGAUGAUGAUGACGCAAAAGACAAAACUUCGAAUGAAUUAUUGGACGAAUCCAUUGAAGCCGACACGACUCUUACUAUCAUUCCAACUAAGGGAUCUUGCAAGGACUCCAAUGUAAAUGGUAGUUUGGAGGAUAAAGAAGACAAAGAUCUUGAACAGGAGUCAACUUUACGGGCAGACAUCCUUAGGCUUCAAGAACUCUUGGAGACAAGUCGGAAAGCACAGGAAUCAGCUGAUAAAGAAGUAGCACGUAUCAGAGAAGAGUUGGCUCAGGCAUCCACUGCAGCUAUCACAGCUUCCCAUGAAUCCUCUAAUUUACGUCAGCAGCUAGCGGCAAGUGAAGCGUUGAUGAGUGAGAAAGUCAAGAUGGUGGGAUCUCUGCAAAGUCAAGUUAGUCGAUUGGAAAGUUCUUCCCAGGAGGUCCACACACAUCUUUCAACUCUCACUUCCAAACUAAAAGAGGAACAGCUCAAAGCUCAGAGGGCCGAGGAAGAUGCUCUGUUAUUACAAAAAAAGCUUCAUGAAGCUGAGGAAUUGGCUAAGCUUAGUGUUCAAGAGGCAGAAUUGCUCAAGAGUCGGAUAGCGAGCCUAGAAGAGAGACUACAGUUUGGGGAAGGUUCACAGAGUACUCCUCUCAUUCUUCCACCUGCCCCUCCACGAUACCCUGUCCCCAGCAGUGAAGUCUCAAGGGAAGAGACACUGACUGAUAGUGAGAACCUCCAGUUAGCCCAGGAGGAUGCUUCUAGUUCUUCCGAAGCUGUUAUAAAUUCAAGUCUAGUACCAACUAAUUCUCAAGGUAGCUCUUCAGAUGGUGCAGAAUCUCUUCCUCUGAAAGAGGCAGAGUUAGGAGCUCUGAAGAGUCUACUUGCAAAAUUGCAGGAUGAACUAGCUAAAACAAGAGUAGAAUACAAUGCUCUCAAGGACAGAGAGCAGACCUUAGAAAAAUUGUUGGACUUGGAGAGAAAAAAGAUAAUUUCAGGACAGGAAUCGUUAGAUGGAGUCAUACCUUCCAUUUUGAGUGAUGGCGUUGUGUCAGAUAAAUUAGAUGAUCUUCAAAAAGAACUGAUCUCCCUGAGAGAAGAACGUGAUGAUUUAAAGAAGAAACUGCAUGUUGUAGAUGAAGAAUACCAGCUUCUUGGAGUCCAAAACAAGAUGGCUGUGGCACUGAGUGUAUUGCCAUUGUGCAUCUUAUUCUUGGGCUUCAUCACUGCUUUUUACGACACAAUAUCAGCCAUCACUGGAACUACCGAGUACCAUCCACCAUCAUAGAUGUUGCUUUGGUGUUUGGGAUUUUGGUAUGAGAGGAAGAGAGAAAGGGAAUGAGAGAGUGACUAAUACAUUAGUGCAGUUUGGAUGCCAUAAGUCAGCUCAUUUUGCUAUCAUCAUGACCACCAUUAUCAUUUUCAUAAUGUAAAGCUUCAGAAGAGUCACACUCAUCUUUCAUUUCACUAAUAACUGCCAUUUUAUAUAUGUAUCUGAGCAAAGAAGGUACAUUCAUCUCAUGAAGUGGAAUCACCUUUCAUCACUGAUGGUGUUGAUGAUGGCAUAGCAUUCAAGGAUCUGCAACCCUCAGGGAAUAUACACACGAGAAAUCUAAAGAGGUGUGCAUUAUGCUGCUUGCUAUUUGCCAGGUCUUUUUCAUGCAGCAGUGCCAGGCCCUCAUUUGUCGGCAUUUUCUAGAAUUUGUUGGAAAAGUUAUGAGGUACUGGAUCUGUAACAGAUAAGAAGAAUGGAUAUAUUUGCAUGCCGGUAAUGUUAGUUAUGAUGUAAUGUAUCUUAGCAUUUUGCUUUGGAUGUAAGUCACUUGUGGCAUUGUUAUAGUACAAGUUCACUGAAAUGUGAUCACCACAGCCAUUUGAUUUAAUUGGUGUCCUUAUUCUUUCCCCUUUUAGUCCUUGAAUUGGAUAUUUAAAAAGUUGAAAGAAUUUCUUGACAAAAAUAUACUUAGGAGUGAGAAAUGUAUGGAUAUUCAUCGUUGUGCUUCAAGUUUGUGUGGUCCAGGUUUUUCCUCCCAUUUUCUAUGCACACCAUCUUUAGAAGGGACUGCUAUGGAAGAGUGAAGAGUAGAAAAGAAGGAAUACCAAGAGUUUUUAUUACUUAUCAGAGCCUUAAUAUAUAAUGUUUGUCAGAGAAAAUGGAUUUAUUUAUUGCACAAAUUAGUGUAAGAUUUAUAGUUUCUUUUAUAAUCAGUUUUAUACUGUUUAGUUAUUAAAUAGUUACCUAUGUUGAUACUUUAAGGCCAUAUGUUGCAGUACCACUGCAACAUCAUGAAGUUAUGUUUAGGUAUUGUAUCAUGGUUAGUAGGAUAUUUUGUUAAAGGUCUUGAUGGUGACCAUUUAUUACAGUUAGCUGCUUUCUCUGAAUGAUGGUUGCUUGUUUUCCAUGUUAAUCGUUUGGUUAUUUUACUGUAGUGCCGCUAUAAAAACACAGUUUAAAGACGAAUCAAAAGGACUCUGGAAAGUUAUACUGUUUUUAUUGAAUUACCUUUGGCCUAGAAAGUUUACAUUACAAUUGAUGCAGGUUCUUGGUAUCUGAUGAAAUUUUCGUAUUUAAUGUCACGCUUAGGCAGUCAUGGUAGGUUCAGGAGAUCAAAGAUUUUCUGGCUCUUAAUUCAUCAUGGAGAUGUUUCAUGGAGCAUCUCUGGGGCUAUGAAUCACAUCCUGUGGAAGCUUAUGCAUUCAAAUUGGAUCAACAAACUUGUUUUCUUCAGGCUGCAGAAUGUUUGUUCUUAGAUUUGCUUUUUUAAAAUGUUUACAUAAGAAAUUUUGGUUACCUUUAUCAUGGAAGUUUAAAUCAUCUUUUACAUCAAAGAUGUGUAUUACUUUUCAUCUAUGUCCCUUUGCUCUGUGUUCCAGAACCUGCCCAUGAUAGCAUCAGAAGCUUAGUAUGCUCUUUAUUGAAUAGUGUCAAUGCUACUGCUCAGAUGUCUCUUUGGUAUUAAUUGAUGUUAUAGUAGUAUUCAUUGUUUUAUUUCAAAAGUUAUUAGGUAUCUCUAUAAUUCCAUGAUUUUUGCUAGUUAUCAAAGAGAUUGUGUGAAACUUUAUUUCAUUAAUGAAGUACCAUAUAUAGCAACAAGAGUUGGGAGAAGUGGGUCAUAACAAAAUGGUCAUAAAAUAAAAAUCAAAGCAGAUAUUAUUUAUGUACAGUAACAUUAAUUUGCCAGUCGGCAUGCAAGGUAAAUGUUAGUACCGUGUCUUAAAAUUUAUGUUUUCUUUGUGUAAAUGUAAUAUAUUCAGCUUUUUCAGGCUUCCAGGACAUUGUUCAGAUCUCGUUGUAGAAGUUUUUGGAACGGGUGAUGCUUGUAAGGAAAAGCUUAAAUGCUAAAUAAGGUUUAGACUUGACGUCAGGACAUUUGAUGCAAGUCUGAGUUACUGUCUAGAUUUUGCUUUCAGCUUCUGGGGGAUAGUAAAUAAUUAUGCCCUAUACUUUGCUUCUCUACUUUUGUUUAUGCUUGGAAAUUUCAAAAUCAUAUGUAAGAGAAUUGUUACAGGAGUAAUUGCCUAGGUCUUUAUCUGUAUUUCAUCAGUCAUAAGAGAGUAUCUUUGUAGGCUAGUUUUGGGUCAGUACUACAAUUUAUUUGUAAUUGUGAUUGCCUUGAGUGAUACAUUAUUGUUUGUGGGUGAUUUUCUAGUUCUUAUUUUAAUCUGUUGAAUUAUAUCCUUUUCUUAUUUGCUUUGCUCAUGUCAGCUUAUUUAAGGCUGAUUAAGCUUGCUUUCAUAAAAACUGUGAUUUCUUUUUACAUACAUUUUUUUUACAGAGCCACACUUACUUUGCAUGGCAACUUUUUGAUGAAAAGAAAGUCACAACUGGUGAAAGUGUUACUGUAUAUUGGUAGUAUUUAAUAAAAUUCUUAGCUUUUAAGACUAAAGGUUUAAAUACAGUUUAAGGCAUAGCGUUAUUUAGAAAGGGAAUGUAGAGAGAGAAAAAGCUAAAGUAUUCACAACACCAUUCUUUAUAAUCAAGUAGCCAAAUUGUACUGCUUUGAGUAAGUUUUGCAGCGUUUGAGAAUGCGAAAAACUGUGUACAGUAUUUCAGUGGAUAUGCAGUAACCAUAAACAUUUCAAAUUCAUUUUUGGAAAUUCAUAUUAUCACUGGAGUUAAAAAGUAAUGAUGCAGUAUAGUUGUAUAAGUCCUGUACUAGAUACGUUUGUAUCUUAUUACAGAAAAUUAACUCGAGAAAUUCUUUGAGAAAGUUUAGGUAUUUGACAAGAUGGAAGAUGAAUAUCUUGAAUUCUUCUCUUCAUUUUCCAAAGUCUCCAUGAUGUAGAAUAGUUAUUUUAGUGUGAAAUUUCAAUAAAUACAAUUGUAGGAAAAAGGGGUUAAAAGAUGUUAUGCAAAUACUAAUAUUUAGAAAAUCAAAUGAAGGGAUUUUGUGUAUCAUGUAGGGAGGAAUUUUGUGUUGAACAGACUUCACAGCAAAAAUAGGAAGGAAUAUGUGGGGUACACUUGUGCAGUUUGUUCAGCAGCAUAUUACAGGAUCGUCCAUAAGUGUCAUAGUGCUAUUUUAAAAGAAAUGAUUUAGUACCAAAAUGUAUACUCGAGGUGUUAUGAUUAGAAAACUUGAAAAGAUUCUGCAAUUUUGGAAGAUUUCUAAAGCAUAACAUUUCUUCUCUUCUUUCUCUAACAUUGUGGGUGUUUUCACAUGAAAUCGUGUCUUGGAAAGCAUGAACAGUUUAAUACCAUAUAUAUAAAUAAAAGUCUUGGAAAUGAAAGUUUUAUUACAUUAUAUAAGAUAAAUAACAACUUUAACAGUAACUUCCAUUUCACCAUACUGUAUAUUUUAUUAAGAUGUUGAGAAUGAGUACUGAGCAUGAAAGUUCUGACAUAGUCCUUAAGAUAAAUAAGGAGAGGAAAUUUUUACAGGAUUUAAGUCAAGAACUGGUUGCCAGGGAAGACUGAAUUGAACACUGGAUGAAGUCUGACAAAGAAUCUUAAUUGUUUGACAUUGAUUCAUGUGUGCAGAAAGCAUCUUUUGAGUGAGAUUAAACUGCUUCCAUAGGUGUAGUGGAGAUAGAUGCAGUUACAAAGCUUAGUCUUCCACAUCUGUCAAGGGGCUCAUUUGUUAGAGUGAAUAACAUCUUUUAUCCUGUGGAACUGCCUUGUAAGAACCAGUCAUAUGGAACGUAGUUGUCUUUGAGGAUAUGCUGAUUUCAGAUUUUAGAUGUCAUGACUUGUUUGGACAUGCAUGGACAAUGUGAGCAGUUUAGAUUUUAAUUGAGUAGUUUACUUUAUUUAAAGCAAUUAAAGGCUUGUAAUGGUCAAACAAGCUCAAUAUUGUUUUGAACAAUGACAUAACUUCUUGUGAAAGUUGUUGAAACUAAAAUCAUACAUGAUAAAUAUAUGUACCAUAUGUAUAGGCAGCAAGUCCUAUGUGCUGGUAUGAGGAGUAUACUUUGUGUCAGCCCAUAUUACUUUGAUUCACCUGUUUUGGCACUAUAUGAAAUGUUUAUAGGUGUAGCCAAUAUGUUGCCGUACCUGGUUUUUUUAUCUGUGAUAAUGAAUGUUUAUUAAUGCUGUAUCCUAUUUGUGUUUCUUGUGCCUUUAUUUCAUGAUUCUUUUGUUCUUAAUAGCAUAUUGGUUACACCAUCUCAAUUAAUGAAUUUUAUAGAUGAAUACCAAUUGGGGUAGUCAGUCAGUUAACCAUUGAAAUUAUUUGGCAAAAUGGAAGGCCUGUUGCUUUGGCCACUUGCUUCUGUUUUCACCUUUUUUUUCCUAUGUGAAGUGUACAGUACCUGGAUUUUGCCAUUUCAGGUUCAGAGACGUGUCUGAAAGGGAAAUGUGAAUUGUAUUUACAAAUAUUUGUAUAUAUGCAGUUGCCAAAUACCUCUCAUGACCCUCCUGAAUGACACCUCACGUAGGAUUUUAGGACCUAGUCACCUAUCUGGUAUUGCACUGUCAACAUCCCCCCUUAACUCCAUUAUGAAUGAAAGUCAUGUAUAGAAAUUAUUGUCUUAGUUUUUGUUUUCUUGUACAUAAAACAACAGAUGGUCUUGGUCUGUGUGGCCCGGAGUGUAUAAAGACGGAGUUGUAUACUGCCAUAUUUCUGUAGUAUAUAUACAUAUAUAUAUAUAGGACCCUUGUUAUUGAAUAUUUUGUCAUGUAUAAACUUACUUGUAUUUCUGGUUUACUCCGUACGAUAUAUUUUUCAUCUUCACAUGAAAAAGGUUUCUUUCAUAUUAAGCUUGGGAAAGGCUUUUUAUGCAUGACCCUGUUUCCUAUGAGUUUGAACUGCCUUUAUACAUCAGUCUGAGAAGUCAGUUUUCUGUGGUAUAGAACAUGUCCGUUAACCUCAUUAUAUAAGUCACAAGUACAGUAUGUAAUAUUAGCACUUUUUGUAGAGUUCAUAUAAAGUAUGUUGUUCAUUUUCAGUAAAGUCACUUGUACAAAGAAAGAAAAAAGCACACAGAGGCUACCAUAACUGGCUGGUUUCAAUAAGAUGUUCAGUGAGUAGUAGUGUUCUGUGUUUGGUUAUAAAUGAUAAGAACAACCCUCAAACCUAUAGGUACUUUGUAAAUGGAUUGGUUAUCUACUUCAAUAAUAAAAUAUUUUUGCUCCUG